Molecule: messenger RNA, 575 nt
Organism: Ruditapes philippinarum (Manila clam)
Lineage: Eukaryota; Metazoa; Mollusca; Bivalvia; Venerida; Veneridae
Exons: 4
Coding region: 78-575 (165 amino acids)
Source: RefSeq, a predicted model, not a curated record
ACUUUAUUUAAUUCGAUGGUCAGUGUAAUGUUCAAUCUAGCCUUGUAAUUUAAGAUCCCACAACGUGCUUAAUUUUCAUGAUAAAAAUGAACAUGAUAUUAAAAGUGCUCAGCGUCGGAAUAUUUCUUCCAAUUGUCGCGUAUUCUCUGACACAGCUAUCGGACAGAUUCCGGACAGAAUAUGUCUGUGACAUGGACUAUGGACAGAUUUUAGAGGAGACCGGUAAACGCAGUGUAUUGUCUUGCGGAGGAACAUGUUCCCGGAGAACGGACUGUCGAUCCUUUGUUUUCAAUCCUCAGGACAAGAUGUGCCGAUUGAACUCCAGGAUUCUCCUAUUUCCGACCUACGGAUGUCCCGUCGUAGUCAAAUAUGGUUACUUUUUGGCUUCAAAUCCCGGAUUGACAACACCACCACCAUUUGUAGGGAAAAUUGUUGGCGAAUCAUGCAUUGAUAGCACAGAGUGCGUAGAAAAUUUUACAGAAUGCAGUGUAACUGAUGUGUGUAUGUGCCUACCAGGAUAUGUUUACGAUUAUACAAACCGCACAUGUAUUUUCAUAAUGGCAAGACUUGAGUAA